Messenger RNA from Symbiodinium sp. CCMP2456, 807 nucleotides. NCBI's taxonomy places the organism in Eukaryota, Dinophyceae, Suessiales, Symbiodiniaceae. The record is from the annotation of a GenBank genome assembly.
AUGAGCCUUCCAGCAUGCGGCCUGCAGGUGGUGACCGUUGCGGGUGUCGGAUCUCUGGUUUCGGAGGCUUCCGCACGAGAAUCCUUCGACUUCUCCAACUUUCGCGUUGGCGAGGUGCGAGAAUGGCGGCGCUCUUUUUGCCAGUCGAAUUGGGUGAAUGUGGCGUCCGGGGGUGUGUCGUUGGAGAGCAACGAAGUGGCAGCGCUCGCCAUGGUGCCAGCCGCUGACUACGUCAGCCAUGUGGCGCUCCUGGAUGUGGUGCCGUCGGAGCUGCCAGGCUUCUACGAGAGAGAAGCCGGCUACAGAAUCGUGUCGGUGCCUUUUUCUGUGAAGGGCCAAGAUGGCUCCGUCAUCGAAGAGGGACAGGCAUUGAUGUGUGCCGCUUGUGACGACGAUGCCGAAGCCGAGAGGCUGUGGGCCCCCGAUGGUGAGAUGGCUCGACGUUGCGAAGAUCAGAGCUAUGUGCGUGAGUGGAUGAGCCGAGCGCUCAGGCCAAUGUGGCCAGCACCGCAGGCAGACAUGCCGCUCCGCCCAUGUGACUGCGCGGGAACUGCACAGUCAGUUGAAGCGCGCCUAGCUCCGCCGAUCUCGUUGGAGGAGCUGCCCCGAGGACUCGUGCCAGGAUUGCCGCUCUACCCCGCUCCGGGCUACUUACGGGAUUGUGCGCAGGCACACGAGGCAGCAGGGCUUUUGCAGCACUUCUUGGACUCGACUUGCUUGUCGGACCGCAGGACAACCUUGACUGACUACCUGGCAGCGAAUCCUGGCUUGGAUGAAUACAUCCGCGCGCGGGUGCCUUCCUCGUGA